AUGGGCCCUGCGCUCCUCCUCCUCCUCCUCCUCCCAGCCCCCCUCGGAGGGCAGCUGACCCCGGACCCCCCCUCGGCGGUCUCUGUGGACCUGUCCAACAGCUCUUUCACCAACAGAACUUCUGAAGUGUCCAACAGCAGCGUGAGCUGGUCCGGCCCGGCGCCGUCCGGGUCGCCUUCCGGACCCCCCACCGAGCCGGAGGAGGACGACUGGUCGCCGGCGGAGGCCUUCCUGUACACGGGGGACGCCUCCGCCCUGCGGGCGGCGCGCUGCUCGCGGGCGUACGGCGCGGCGGGGCGGACCGGACCGCUGCCCCGCGGCUUCGCCGCCGCCCUGCGCCCGGCGCUGGACGCGCUGGCCAACACGGCCAACUUCCUCAACAUGGUGUUCCAGGCCAGCGACCUGCGGGAGAGCACGGUGCAGGAGGACAUGGAGUGGUACCACGCCGUGGUCCGCGCCCUGCUGGAGGCCGACCGGCUCGUCCAGCGAGCCCUGCUCACCUUCGACGCCGACCCGGCCGCCCCGGCGCCGCAGCUGGUGCUCCGGGCCAGCCGCGGCCCGGCCGCCAGGGCGCGGACCGUGGUCCUGCAGGACCUGUCCCGGGCGUGGGGGAGCCUGCACCCCCCCGCCCCGGCCCCCGACGACAGCUGGUUCAGGAGCUUCAAGUUCCCCGAGCCGGGGCGGCCGGCGGCGGCGCUGUCCAAGAGGGUCCUGCUCAACGACCUGGACACCCUGGACACGCCCAAGUGGGGUCAGGGCGACAGCUACGUGACCAACCGCAGCGGCGUGCGCUGGUCCGGCGGCCCCUUCCUGGACUGCGCCGACCAGCGCUUCGUCCCCCGCUGGAUGCUCACCCUGUCCACCUCCUUCUACGGCCUGAAGCCCGACUUGACCCCGGAGUUCAGAGGCGUGGUCCGGGUGGACGUGGACAUCCAGGACAUCGACCUGGACCAGUGCGCCGCGGGGAGCGGCUGGUUCGCCGACUCUCACCAGUGCAACCGAACAACCAUGGAGUGCGUUCCGAUACCGGGCCGAGGCUUCCGUCUGGGUCAGUACUGCUGCCGCUGCAAAGAAGGCUUCUACGACCCCGAGACGCCCCCCCAGGACUCAGAUGGAGGUGCUGUGAACGGGAGUGGCGGCGGCGGCGGCGGCGGCGGCGGCGGCACGUGUUACCCCAACAUGCCCAUCUGCCUCCCCUGCUGGCCGGGCUGCCGGAGCUGCCAGGACGGCACCCCCUGCUGGGUGCAGGAGGACUGGCUGCUGCGGGCCGGCGUGCUGGCCGUCCAGGGGGUCUUCAUGAUCCUCAUCUUCGUCAGCAUGCUGGCGGCUUACCGCCAUCGCCGCAACCGGAGGAUCCGGGCGUCCGGCCUCCUGCUGCUGGAGACCAUCCUGUUCGGCUCGCUGCUGCUCUACUUCCCGGUCUUCAUCUUGUACUUCAAGCCGAGCACCUUCCGCUGCAUCCUGCUGCGCUGGGUCCGGAUGCUGGGGUUCUCCAUCGUCUACGGCACGGUGACGCUGAAGAUGUACCGGGUGCUGAAGGUGUUCCUGUCCCGCACCGCCCAGCGGGUGCCCUACAUGUCCAGCCUGCACCUGCUGAGGAUUCUGGGAGUGAUGCUGAUGACGGUCAGCUGGUUCCUGUGCGCCUGGACGGUGGGCGUCCUGCAGAACCGCGACAGGAACAUCCCAGUGUUCGCCACCGCCUCCACGUCCGACGGGCAGGGCUUCAACCUGUGCCACGUGGACCGCUGGGACUACAUGAUGGCUGUGGCCGAGCUGCUCUUCCUGUGCUGGGGCAGCUCUCUGUGGACCGCCGUCCGGCCCGUCCCCUCGGCCUUCCACGAGCCUCGCUACAUGGGCAUCGCCAUCCACAACGAGCUGCUGCUGUCCUCCAUGUUCCAUCUGUUCAGGUUCACGUUUCAAACCCUCCAUCCGGACUGGAUGCUGCUGCUGUCCUUCACACACACUCACGUCACCAUCACCGUCACACUGGCCCUGCUCUUUGUUCCGAAGUUUCUGUACGUGUCGAAGCCCCGGCGUGAGGAGAUCGCGGCUGAGGUGUAUGAAGACGAAGUGGACCUGCGGCGCUCGUACCUGAACAGCAGCUUUCAUUCAGCUUGGAGCGAGCACAGUGUGGACCCGGAGGACUUCAGGGAUGAACUGAAGAAGCUAUAUGCCCAGUUAGAAGUCAACAAGACAAAGAAGAUGACGGCAAACAACCCUCAUCUGUCAAAGAAGCGAAGUUCUCGAUGUGCACUGGGCAGAUCCAUCAUUAAACGCAUCGCCGAGAUCCCCGAGUCGAUGAGCCGCCAGUGCAGCCGCGAGGAGCGCGACGGAUCCUUCCGCAGUCGCAGCGGGAAUUCCGACUCCUUCCGGAGGACCCCAGACACCGUCAGUAUCAGUUACAGGAGCUCAGUGAAAUCAAGAACGCCGUCACCCUCACCAUCCAUGCGCAAGUCUCAAAGUGAUUACCACUACGUCCAGGAGCGAGACUCCUCUCUGCACGACUCCAUGUUAAGGCCCAAUUCUGUGAAGAGGUGCUCCCAGCGGUCCGAGACCGACUCCCUGGACAUUCCAGCUGGAGUCUGUAAGUCAGCCAGUGCCCAGAAUCUUACUAUUGACAUCAACCUUCUGCAUCCCGAUCACACUAGACUCCAUAAAUCCUGGAGCCUGACUUCCACGACCACCCAUUCGGUGGAGAACAUACCCAAGGUCAGCAGAGCCAACACGGUGCGGUCCAGGCAGAGCCUUUCUAUAGGCGACCAAACCCGGAGCGCCCUCCAGUCAGAAUCAUUCGACAAAGCAGAAGUCUGUCCGUGGGAGGUGGAGCCAGAACAAUCAAGUGACAAGAACCAGAAGCACGUCACAUAUGCAAACUCCAAUGACAGCGAAGAGAAAACACCGCCGUCCCCGCAGGCCCUCAUCUGUCCCUGGGACCACGUCCCACCCGUAGAAAACCAUCCUCCUGAAGCAGAGUCCCCCAAACCACCGGUCCAUGUGUCUGCAAGUGCACCAGGCUCUCCGAGACCAAAGGUCACGAAGGAUCAGCGCGUCUUCUCCUUCCGGACCACCACUAGCAAGUGGCUUUCUGUGAAAUCUUUUAUGGGAUCUGUGGAUGGAAGUAGUAAAUCAGGAAAGGAUGGAAAUUUAAACAGAGAGGAUUCUAUAUCACAAAAAAGUCAGGAGAGCGCCUCGACCACACCGAGGUCAGGAUCGUCAAGCAGACGUCCAAGUGUGGAAAAGAAAUCCCUGCAAAAAAGAAGCAUGACAACCGCAGAUGGCAAACCGUGCCUCGUCAAACAGAACGCCGUCAGACUGUCUUCCGGGGAUUCGUCUGACAGAAGUCCACGGAGACUUGUGAUUGUGAAAUCCGCUGUCCAUCCUUGGGACGUGGAUGACAUUCAAAAAGAUGGCACCUAUGAAAAUGUGUUCUUGUCCAGACAGAACAGUAAGCGCAGUAGUAUAAGUUCAGCGGCGAGCAGCUGCAGAACUCCCUCUACUCACAGAAGAGGUAGUAAUCGAAUUACACCAGCCCGUAAUGUUUCCCAUGCAGAUGUAUGUCCAUGGGAGGGCGCCGGCGAGGCUCCAAAGAAGCAGCAGAGCAUUAAAGCAGAUGUUUGCCCCUGGGAUUCGCAGGCUGAUGAACGAACUAAUGUGUGUCCUUGGGAAUCUAAAGAUCACGGAACGGUGAGAAGGCAAGGGAGUGGUCGCGAUAACGUGUGCCCUUGGGAAUCCCAGGAUACACCUGUUAUUCCACAGAUGCCCCAGUCCAAAGAUUUACAGGUGCAACAGUCUUCGAAACACGCCGCAGAUGUCUGUCCCUGGGAGACCGCAGAAACUCCCCAGACUUCAAUAAGAAAAGAUAAAGAAUACACUAAUGUUUGCCCUUGGGAUACUCAAGAUAAGGGUGAAGUUGUGUAUGAAAAUCUGAACACUUUUACUAGCAAAGGAACACUAACAGUUCCCUUACGCCAAGAAGUUAUGAAACCUGCCAUCUACCCUGGUGCGUCCAAAGAAAUUUCAGGUAACACACAACAUCCUGAAACAUCGCCUGUCCUGAGCUGGGGUAAACAAGCGACCAAGACAGCCGCAAGUUGUCCAUGGGAGUUUCCUGAUCCCCCAAAAAUCUUGGAAGAAAUUUGUCCGUGGGAAGACGGUAAAGCGGAGACAACUAAAGAAAUGGCUUCACAGCUGACCAUCAAAGUAGAUGUUUGUCCCUGGGAAUCAGAACCAGACAAAGCUUCUUCUGGAGAGAGAGGCAGUGUCACAGAAAAUGUAUGUCCCUGGGACACCGAGCUCCCAGGAAAACCACCGGCAGAUGUUUGUCCAUGGGAAACUGCAGAAUCAGGAUCAAGAAAAUCAGAGAUGCCCAAGACAUCAGAGGGUCAAGUCAGGCAAGACACAGCUCGGGCAAAUAUCUGUCCAUGGGAAACGGGCGAACCACAAACCCCCAAAGCAUCCGAGAUUUUGAAAAAACAAGACAGUGCUCGGACAGAUGUCUGUCCAUGGGAGACAGAAGAACCAAAGGUCCUCAAAAAACAAGACAGUGCUCGGACAGAUGUCUGUCCAUGGGAGACAGAUGAACCAAAAGUCCUCAAAAAACAAGACAGUGCUCGCGCAGAUGUCUGUCCAUGGGAGACAGAAGAAUCAAAAGUCCUCAAAAAGCAAGACAGCGCUCGCGCAGAUGUCUGUCCAUGGGAGACAGAAGAACCAAAAGUCCUCAAAAAGCAAGACAGCGCUCGGACAGAUGUCUGUCCAUGGGAGACAGAAGAACCAAAAGUCCUCAAAAAACAAGACAGCGCUCGGACAGACGUCUGUCCAUGGGAGACAGAUGAACCAAAAGUCAUCAAAAAGCAAGACAGUGCUCACACAGAUGUCUGUCCAUGGGAGACAGACGAACCAAAAGUCCUCAAAAAGCAAGACAGUGCUCGAGCAGACGUCUGUCCAUGGGAGACAGACGAACCAGAGGUGGUCAGAGAGCAGGACACCGGAGUGGACAGAGAUGAUACGUCCAACAGUAACAGAGAGCUCAGACAGAGUCAAGGCUCAUUUAACGCAGGAGACACUCCGGUGGACGUGAGCACAGAGCAGGAAGACGAGUCUAAAGCCAGCCUGGCUCUGGGCCGCCGGGACGCUCUGUGUCCUUGGGAGAUGUCCAGAAGCAGAUCUGGCUCAUUCACGGACAAUGCUUCAGACGUCUUCACAUGGGAGCCCGAGAACAUUCCAGAGGAGGAUGAGGAGGACGAUGCAGAGUGUGCUGCUGAAGCUCUGGUUUUCCCGCCCGAUUUGUGACCUUCGUC
Messenger RNA from Salarias fasciatus (jewelled blenny), 5297 nucleotides. It is a transcript of the gene gpr179, whose product is annotated as G protein-coupled receptor 179. The transcript is spliced from 12 exons. Lineage: Eukaryota; Metazoa; Chordata; Actinopteri; Blenniiformes; Blenniidae. Gene Ontology annotation, molecular function: G protein-coupled receptor activity. Bases 1 to 5289 code for a protein of 1762 amino acids. The record is from RefSeq and is a predicted model, not a curated record. Gene Ontology annotation, biological process: G protein-coupled receptor signaling pathway. Gene Ontology annotation, cellular component: membrane.